Molecule: messenger RNA, 898 nt
Organism: Pectinophora gossypiella (pink bollworm)
Lineage: Eukaryota; Metazoa; Arthropoda; Insecta; Lepidoptera; Gelechiidae
Gene: Sf3b6
Product: splicing factor 3B subunit 6
Exons: 3
Coding region: 386-766 (126 amino acids)
Cellular component (GO): cytoplasm; ribonucleoprotein complex; nucleus
Molecular function (GO): mRNA binding
Source: RefSeq, a predicted model, not a curated record
AAAAAAUGAUGGUAUUUGCUCUUCAACGUAACGAAAAAUAUAAUUAGAAAAUAUAGAUAUUAAAAAGAACUUUACAGUGAAUGUGACACUAGUGAUAUCUGACAUACGUCAGAAAUGCAUUUUCACAGAGACCGAACUUUACCUACAUUUUUGGUUGUUUUAUUUCUGUGGGGAAUAUGUGGGGAAUUAUCAUUUUUCUUUCCCCAAAUGUGGGGAAUUUCGACAAUGCGUUUGGGGAUUUUAGCAAAUUACUGUCGGCAACACUGGACAACGCACAACAGAAUUGCGAAUUGUUAUUGUAAAUUGUUAAUUCCAAUCAAUAGAGAAUUAUAACAGAUUAAACAUUUUACCAAUCUAAUUAAGUUUCAUUUAACUAUUUAUCAAUAUGGCUUUAGCCCUGCAAAGACGAGCAAAUGUACGCCUUCCCCCAGAAGUUAAUAGAAUUCUGUAUAUUAGAAAUUUACCAUACAAAAUAUCAGCAGAAGAAAUGUAUGACAUCUUUGGAAAAUAUGGAGCAAUAAGACAAAUUCGAGUGGGCAACACUCCAGAAACCAGAGGUACAGCAUUUGUUGUGUAUGAAGACAUUUUUGAUGCCAAGAAUGCCUGUGACCAUCUCUCCGGAUUCAAUGUUUGCAACAGAUAUUUAGUGGUUCUGUAUUAUCGAUCUAACAAAGCCUUCAAGGGUAUGGAUAUUGAGAAGAAACAGGAAGAACUGGAUACUUUGAAAAAGAAAUACGGUAUAUCCACAGAAGAUUUACGAAAAUAAAGUAGUAAUUACAAUAACAAUAUCUAUGAUGCCACACAGCAAGAUUAUAAGUUGAAUGAAAGUGAUGAUAGCAUAAUGUGAACACAUGUUACAUUUAUAUCAACUAAAAUAUAAAAAGAAACUGAACAAUUA